GCGCGGCCAGGCGCGAGGGGCAGCGGCCGGGCGGACAAGGCGGGCGCCAUGGCGACCCCGGCGGCCUGGGCCGCGGCCUGUGAGAAGUUCCGCACCUCUCUGUCGUUGUCGCAGGUGGAGUCUCAGAAGGAUCCGGAGAACGACCCUUACAAGUCUAAGUACCGCGCCAGGGAGCUGUUGCAGGAGGUGAAGGCGCUGUUGGGGCCCGCGGCCGACGAGGACGAGGAUGAGGAGGCGGGCGGUGGCCCGGGCGCGGAGGAGGAGCCUGAGGCGGAGCGCGCCGGGCCGGGGGCCGGGGCUGAGCCCAGCACGCGGGCAGUGCGUCUGGCCGCCGUGGAGUUGCAGCUGGGCCUCAAUCACCUCGACACGGAAGAGCUGGCGGCCGGCGAGGAACACCUGCAGAACUGCCUGCGCCUGGUGCGGCGCAGCCGCCUCGAGCCCGCCGCCGUGUCCCUGCACCUGCAGGCCCAGAAUAAUCUGGGUAUCCUGUGGUCCGAAAGAGAUGAAAUUGAGACUGCACAAACAUACCUAGAGUCUGCAGAAGCUCUGUAUAAUCAGUAUAUGAAAGAGAUUGGGAACCCUCCUCUUGAUCCCAAUGAGCACUUUCUGCCCGAGGAAGAGAAGCUUACGGAGCAGGAGAGAUCCAGAAGAUUUGAGAAGGCGUAUACUCAUACCUUGUAUUACCUGGCUCAAGUCUAUCAGCACUUGGAAAUGAUUGAGAAAGCUGCUCAGUAUUGCCACACCACCCUUAAACGACAGCUGGAAUACAGUGGCUACCACCCUGUAGAAUGGGCUAUCAACGCUGCUACCUUGUCCCAAUAUUACAUCAAUAAGCAAUGUUUUAUGGAGUCCAGACAUUGUUUAUCCGCUGCCAGUGUCAUCUUUAGCCAGGCCGAACAAACUCCAUCAACAGAAGACACCGAAACAGAACAAGACCAACAAGAUCUUCGUCAGAGAAAAGCAGAAAUUGCCAGAUGUUGGAUUAAAUACUGCUUGAAUCUCCUACAGAAUGCACAGGCCUCCCUGGAGGACAACAUAGGAGAACUUGACCUUGAUAAGCAGGCUGAACUCAAAGCUCAGAGGAAAAGGGAAGAAGAUGAGAAAGAAAACGGCAGGAAGAAAGUGGUCCUCUUUGGCACUAGCGACGUGUGCGACGCCAUCUUGGCCAUGGAGGAGAAGGUGGCCUGUGUGCCCCCGUUAGACUUUAGGGAAGCCAGGGAGGUGUUUUUAGUGGGUCAGAACUACGUGUUCGAGGCCAAGGAGUACUUUCAGGUUGAUGGGUACAUCACUGACCAUAUCGAAAUUGUCCAGGACCACAGUUCUCUGUUUAAGGUGCUGGCCUUCUUUGAAGAGGACUAUGAGAGGCGCUGCAAGAUGCACAAGCGGAGAAUAGACAUGCUAGAGCCCCUCACGGUAGACCUCAAUCCACAAUAUUAUCUGUUGAUCAACCGGCAGCUUCAGUUUGAGUUGGCCCACACCUAUUAUGAGAUGAUGGACUUAAAGGUAGCCAUCGCCAACAGGCUAGAGGAGCUCGAUUCACACACGAUAAAGAAAAUCAAUUCCCUGGCCCAGUCAGCCAUCAAGUACUAUGAACUCUUCCUAGACUCCCUUAAGGACCCCAAUAAGGUAUUUCCAGAGCAGCUCGGAGAAGACGUUCUCCGUCCUGCCCUGGUAGCCAAGUUCCACAUUGCUCGACUCUAUGGCAAACUCAUCACUUCUGAUGGUAGGAAGGAGCUAGACAACAUGCAGGCUUCCUUGGAAUACUACACGUUCUUGGUUGACUACUGUGAGAGGUACCCCGAGGCCGUCCGUGCCGUAGACACUGAGCUAGAACUCAGUAAAGAGAUGGCAGGGCUGCUGCCAGCCAAAAUGGAGAGGCUGCGAGCCAAGCUGAGUCCCUUUACUUAAAUCCUUAUCCCUGGUCAUGGAAAUGUGCAAUAGAGCAGGGUCCUUCAGCCUCAGGCCCCUUCCAGGGUACUUGCCUCCAGUGUGUAGGGAAGCACAGAUAGCUCUCUCCGACUCACUUGUCAGUAAAAUGAGUUAACAGUUUUUGUCUUGAUUUUGUACAUUUUUUUCUGUAAAAUUUGUGUUUGAGAUGGCUUGUUCCCUACCUUUCCUGCAGAAUACUACUUAAAAGGUGACUCAAACGAAUUUGCUGGAUGUAACUGGGGUAUAAAAAUUAACUUUUUUAAGAGAAAUAGAUUUUCCCCUGGGGGGAGGGGGCAAAAACCCAUGAGUUUCCUGCAUAUUCCUAGAAUCCUAACUUCCCAAAGAAAUGUUUACCCAAUGAUAACUAACCUAUAAUUUAUUUUGUAUGUUGUAAAAUUCUUGUCUAUAUUAUAGGAAAAAAUUAUUAGAGAUAUAAUAAACGACUUGCUUCACUAACAGAA
This is a messenger RNA of Antechinus flavipes (yellow-footed antechinus), 2390 nucleotides long. It is a transcript of the gene KIFBP, whose product is annotated as kinesin family binding protein. The transcript has 7 exons. NCBI's taxonomy places the organism in Eukaryota, Metazoa, Chordata, Mammalia, Dasyuromorphia, Dasyuridae. Gene Ontology annotation, molecular function: protein binding. The coding region runs from base 49 to 1908 and encodes 619 amino acids. The record is from RefSeq and is a predicted model, not a curated record.